AUGCCGCGUCUGCCACCAGAAAACGCUCGGUGCAAUUUGAGACUAUCGCAUGAUACAGACGCUUUGAUUGGGCAUUGGUACUCUGAUGUGAAAAUAGAUCGAUUGCGAGUACUUGGUUUGGGCUUCCAAUCUCUCCUCACUCUAGAGCGGUUGCCAGUGACAAUAGGAGAAAUUCGGCAGACUGUGCUUAUGACUCGCAGACAGGUGGAAGUUGCAGCAAAGCUUCGCCCUAACUGUCAAAAAUCAGCAUGCCGAGUGCUUGACCGCGAACGGUACGAGUCUGCGAAGCUGCUGGUUGAGGGAUGUUUUCAAAUGUUGCAGCAUGUUCCUGGCCCUGUAUUACCAUACCACACGCGAGCACUCGAGGCUGUAGUGACUCCGUCGAAACUGUCCAAGUAUGUGCCAUAG
Messenger RNA from Aureococcus anophagefferens, 408 nucleotides. RefSeq lists its product as hypothetical. Bases 1 to 408 code for a protein of 135 amino acids. The transcript has a single exon. Lineage: Eukaryota; Pelagophyceae; Pelagomonadales; Pelagomonadaceae. The record is from RefSeq and is a predicted model, not a curated record.